CUGCAUUCGCGGUGGCACAGGGUGGCCGCGGCGGGUCUCAGCAGCCUGGUGGCCCCUCGGGCUUAGCACGCCCGACAGCACUAACGCGCCGGGGCCGGCCCAGCAAAUCUUUUGUCCGGGGCGGCGCUGAGCCAGCAGGGAGCUGCCCGGUAUAAACCGGGACCCGCGGAUGGGGCGGGGCGCACCAUGGCGCAGCGCUCGGGAAAGAUCACUCUCUAUGAGGGCAAGCACUUCACGGGGAGAAAGCUGGAGGUCUUUGGGGACUGUGACAACUUCCAGGACCGGGGCUUUAUGAACCGAGUGAACUCCAUCCGCGUGGAGAGCGGAGCCUGGGUCUGCUUCGAUCACCCUGACUUCCGGGGCCAGCAGUUCAUCUUGGAGCACGGCGACUACCCCGACUUCUUCCGCUGGAACAGCCACAGUGACCACAUGGGCUCCUGUCGGCCUGUAGGAAUGCACGGGGAACAUUUCCGCCUGGAAAUCUUCGAGGGUUGCAACUUCACGGGCCAGUGCCUGGAGUUCCUGGAGGACUGCCCCUUCCUGCAGAGUGGGGGCUGGGCCAAGAACUGCAUCAACGCCAUCAAGGUGUACGGGGACGGAGCCCCCAGGUCCUCCAGGCUCCGUAAAGACUUGUCCUGACUGUUUCUGCUCUCUGGAUUGUUGGUGGCCGCCCCGGAGGUGUGCAGAAGGGGAGGAGGAGAGGAAGGGGCCCCACUUGGGACUCCCUGACCCUCCUCUGGGCCCUGCAGGCUCCUCUGUGCAACUGUACCCCCACAGCCCAUUUCCUCUGCAGGGGAGGCCCCAUGAGGGCAGGAGGGGGCAGGAACCAUGUCAUGUGACCAUGGCACCUCUGGUACCUGACACGGUGUUGGGCACACAUGUGGGAACCCACUGGCAUUCACUGAAUGAAUGGUGCCCUCUGUGCCAGGCCCCCCCUCAGGUGCUGGGGGCACUGUCUGUGCAAGGUGGUCCUUAUCAGGGAACAGGAGUGCGUGGGUGUGCAGUGAUGGCGGGAGUGCAUCCUUGCCAAGGACGGUUGAAAUGCAGUGGCGCGAUCUCGGCUCACUGCAAUCUCCACCUCCCUGGUUCAAGCAAUUCUCUUGCCUCAGUCU
Molecule: messenger RNA, 1112 nt
Organism: Cercocebus atys (sooty mangabey)
Lineage: Eukaryota; Metazoa; Chordata; Mammalia; Primates; Cercopithecidae
Gene: CRYGN
Product: crystallin, gamma N
Exons: 4
Coding region: 187-639 (150 amino acids)
Biological process (GO): visual perception; lens development in camera-type eye
Molecular function (GO): structural constituent of eye lens
Source: RefSeq, a predicted model, not a curated record